This is a messenger RNA of Quercus robur (English oak), 585 nucleotides long. RefSeq lists its product as uncharacterized. Bases 1 to 585 code for a protein of 194 amino acids. The record is from RefSeq and is a predicted model, not a curated record. Lineage: Eukaryota; Viridiplantae; Streptophyta; Magnoliopsida; Fagales; Fagaceae. The transcript has a single exon.
AUGCAAGAGGGAGAGACCCUAAAGGUCUACUCGAAUAGGUAUUGGGAGAUGUACAAUGAGAUAGAGGGCAACUAUGAUGAUGUCGCUAUCAGUACCUUUAAAAGCGGCCUCCCAACUGAGCAUGGUUUAAGAAAAUCCCUAACAGGGAAGCCUGUCACCAGCCUAUGCCAACUCAUGGACCAAAUCGUCAAGCAUAAAAGGGUUGAAGAGAACCAGCAGUUGGGUAAGGGUAAAGCAAAGGUUGUCCCUCAAAAGAGGAGGGACUUCAGGUCAGACCUAUUUAACAACAACAACCGACCGAGGAGAGACUACACAGAGCAAUCCAGAUCUGCCGGUGCGCAGGUGGUUCACACUGUGUUCCGGGAUCUGAUACAUCAAGUUAUGGAGAAAAUCAAGAAUGAGCCAUUCUUGAAAUGGCCAAAUAAAAUGGCAGGAGACCCCAUGAAGCGCAACCAAAACCUAUAUUGCCAAUACCACCAAGAACCAGGGCAUACCACAGAGGACUGCCCAAACUUAAAGAACCACUUGGACCAACUAGCCCGAGAGGGAAAAUUAUGUCACUGCCUACAUCACUCCAGUGGCUGA